ACUGCCCAACCAUAUCAUUCGAAACAACGUCGUAUACGUCUAAGCAAGUAAGCCAGUAAACACAGUGAAGAUGAAAACAAUACGAGUACUUCAAAGUGUGUGUAAUCAGAUGGAAGAAUCGCAAGAGAUAUUAUUGAACUCACUGGCAAACGUCGGAGUACCGAUUUCGCCGGAGAUUGUUUCCGUUUCCGAUCUAACGCCGGAAUCCUUUAUUUCAGUCUGCGCUCACUCUCUGCGCAUAAUUUCCAAAUCGGAAUCGAUUCCGAUCAGUUUACCGGAAUCAAUGGCCGAUCGUUUCAAGUUCUGUACCGAUUUAGCCUCGUCGUUCGAAAACCUAGGUUUCAUCGGCGACAUUAGCUUCCAUAAGUUCCUGUAUCCAUCUGAAGAAGACAUGUAUAAGUUGAUCAGAUUUUUGGUUGGGAGGCUCUCUGAAUCGUCCCAUACAGUAAACAUAGAGAAUUUUGAAAAAUCUACUGCCGAUGAAGGACGGGAUUUAAGUAUGAAAGUUGAGCGUCUAAAUGUGAAAGCUGAAGAAGAUGUGUCGAGUUCAAUCCGAAAUGGGGAAGCUGGUGAUGUUGGAUUAACUGGUGUGGAAAACGGGGGAGGUUUAAUAGAGGGCGCUCAGUAUUCAAAAAAUUCUAUCGGUGAAAAGGGCGGGAUGAUAUCUCAGAAAGGCGGUGAAUAUAAACUUGAGCAGGCACCAAUGUCUUUUAAGGAGAAUCCAUCUCAGAUGAGUGACACGUCAGAUUCUUCAGUAAAUCAAGUAUAUGUGCUUUCGAAUGAUGUGACUGCAAAAUCAUUAGAGUUACAGCAACUUGAAGAGCAACAUGAUUUGUUGAAAGCUGCAGUGGAAAUGGCUUGCAAUGAACGAAACCCUUUGGAUUCAUAUAUUAAACAGCUCAAUGAGAAAAUAGAUGUAAAGAGGGAUAACCUUGCAGAACUGGAGUCAAAAUGCUGCAUCUACAACAGGAAAGCCAUCAUGAUACCUUUAGAACAGAGGAAAAGAAAUCUUGAAACAGCUAUUUUUGCAAAACAACCAGAGUGGAAAAAACUUGAGAACGACUUGGAGUCUGUAUUGUCUGAAACAAAGAAGAGGGAGAAGGAACUUUCCAAUCUAUCAACAGAAAUUGAGAAACUACCCAAAUUGGCAACACGGAGAUCUUACAUUGAGCGAAUAAAAGAGAUCACUAAGAACAGUCGGAAGCAGGAUAUUGACAUAGAACGUAUUUUAAAUGACACUCGGGAGCUUCAAUUGGAGAGUAACAUGAUUCAAGAACGCCUACAUCGAACUUAUGCUGUGGUAGAUGAAACACUACUGAGGGCGGCAAAGAAGGAUCAAGUAGGGGAGCAAGCUCACAUCAUUCUGACAACCAUCCACGAGAGUUUUGAAGAAAUUUCAGAAAAGAUUCUUGUGACUGAUAGAGCUCAGAGAGAAGCAGCGGAUCUUGAAGACAAGCUUACUCAUAUUGUUUCCGGAAGUUUGAACAUGGACACACUACAAGCAGAUCUUGAUGCCAUUAGAAAGGAAAACGAAAUUCUUCAAUCUCGUUUGGGUAAUCCUUAAAUCUUUGAACCUCUCUAGUCACCCAAAAACCUCACUUUAUAAAGAACGAAUUAGGAUAUACAUAGAUACUUGAACUCUUUUGAAAGACCAUUAUGAAUUUCAUGUGUUUUUUUUUCCAAUACCCCGGUCAUUGGCUAUUUAAACUAUGUAUAAUGUACAUUUGUACAAGCAUAAGUUUAAAAUAGGAAACAGUAGCUACGUUAGUGUA
Erigeron canadensis is the source of this 1772-nucleotide messenger RNA. Its product is annotated as coiled-coil domain-containing protein 22 homolog. Lineage: Eukaryota; Viridiplantae; Streptophyta; Magnoliopsida; Asterales; Asteraceae. The coding region runs from base 71 to 1564 and encodes 497 amino acids. Gene Ontology annotation, biological process: positive regulation of ubiquitin-dependent protein catabolic process. The record is from RefSeq and is a predicted model, not a curated record. Gene Ontology annotation, molecular function: cullin family protein binding. The transcript has 6 exons.